AACUGUUACGCGUAAUACGUAGUACUUUUACCACGCACUGAUCGAACUUGCUACGAUGAGCAACUUUAUCCGUAAGUGUUAAAAGCUCCCACGUUGCUACGAAGGAGCGUACUAAGUUGAACUGUAUCCAUUUACUUAUGCUGGUUAAUUACACUUUACGAACAUUAACCACGGCGAAAUGGCGCAGCGCCUCGUUGUUGUAUUCCUCGCACAGGUUACUGUGAUACUCCUUAAUCUACCUGGAUACAGCAGCCUGGGAGAUGUUAUGCCCACGGUGAUUUCCGAACGGAUAACGCUGGAUGCUAAUCAGCCUUACCUGCUGAAAUCCCUGCAGUACCCUGCACGAUAUCCUCCUGGAACCGUGUACGUGUACUCCAUCAGUGGUGCAGGCCAACCUAUUAAGAUUGCAUUUAAAAGCUUUUCCUUCGGAUUAUUAGGACGAUCGACACAGUAUAAUGACGGCUGCACAGGAGAGCGCGUUAACAUCUGGGACACAAAAUCUCCAGCCGUGCCUAUUAAAUUCGCAUGUGGAACGUCAUCGGAGGAUGUUGUAUCCGACGGUGAUACGAUUAUCAUCGAGCCGAUGGUUGGUGACCUUCCCACCGCUACUAACAGCUUCCUGUUGGAAUUAACACGUGUACAGUGUGGUCGCUCGACGCCCCUAUCGUGCCCUUCUGAAACAUCCAAGUGCAUCACCCGAGACCAGAUUUGCGACGGAAUUAUGCAGUGUCCACAAGGUGAGGACGAGAUCUGCACCAUGGACUGCGGCCAGCAUUCCGGUGCGAUUGAUACCAGCGAAAACCUGCGGAUCCUCGGCGGCAUUCCGGUACAAGAGAACAGCUGGCCAUGGCACGUGCGUCUGCUGAUUCCCUAUCUCGAAAAUAACCAGGUCGUGUGGAGAAACUGCCAAGGUGCCGUGAUAGCAUCACGGUGGGUUAUGACGGCCGCACAGUGCGUAGCCAAUUCUGCCAGGGAUGCGGCGACUAUGAAAGCGCUCGGUGCAAACAACCUCAUCUCGGUGGCGAUCAUGCCGCACAACUGCACAUUUGACCAUACGUUGAUCAUGACGCAGCGGAUAUUCCUCCAUCCUUUAUGGCAGACAAAACGGGAUGACUCGCUAUUCUACGACAUGGCGCUACUCUACCUGUUUGUCGAUAUUCCCUUCUCGGACGCCGUGCGACCCGUCUGCCUCCCGCGGCCUAACACGGGAGCGAAUAUCGGGGAAACGUGCUACGUAGCUGGCUGUGGGACGACCAGUCCCGGUGCCCGCGACCAACUAUUACAGUCCGCACUGCCUAUCGCACCUCUUUCGACGUGCCUCGGGCAUUUUUGGCCAACUCCCGAUAAAGUCUGUGCUGCCCCCACCAACGGAACGAGCGCGUGUGUGUGGGGCACGGGCGGACCGUUGGCCUGUCGAAGGGAAACACUCGGGAUGAAUCAAUGGAUCCUGUCGGGAACAAUUUCAUAUGGAGAUGGAUGUAUGAGCACCCCAGCCGGGUUUGCGGCCAUCCCCAUGGCGAUGCCGUUCAUCAUGCAGACACUGUACGCUCAGAGCUUCCAGGGGUGGUUUGCCAAUCGCACGGUGCCACGAAUCGGCGAUCUGGAGCCCGGUGGCACCAAUCAGACUGCCAGUCAAGACAGCGUGCCGGUACCACUGCGAUCCGAACCGGGACCGUCCUCCUCGGCUGAAUGGGUCGUUCCUCGUUCGUCUCAGAUAACAUUGCCGGCGGAGGUAUCAGUAGCGUUCACUCCUUCCUGCAUUCUUAACAUCCUGUUCCCGUCGAUCAACGGGGUACUGGACAGCGGAACGGUGCGAUUCGUCAACCAGCCUUGAAAACCAUCCGCGAAGACGGUCUCCAUGAUGAACGACAUGACCGCGGGUACUCGCAGGAACAAGCUCGGUGUAUUGCCGCACAUCGUGGCCAGGUCUCUACAGGCAAAUGCUUUACCGGUAACGUCUGCUCGAUGCGCACACGGGUGUUUCUAAGGCGGUCGAGUUGGCCGUAUUACGGCCCAUCACUUACCCCAACCCCGCCGACACUACUCCAAACAAGAUUCAUUGAUUCGCACCUAAAAACAUGAUACAAUUGCUCAAUUCAAGUUUCUGGUAAUCAUUUUUCAAUUUAUCAAUAAAGUGCUUUGUUUGCGAAGCUAUUCCCUUUCCGGUGGAUCGCCAAACCAACAGAUCGGCUGUCCAGAAUUGCAACGGUAA
This is a messenger RNA of Paramacrobiotus metropolitanus, 2212 nucleotides long. RefSeq names its product transmembrane protease serine 9-like. Gene Ontology annotation, biological process: proteolysis. Lineage: Eukaryota; Metazoa; Tardigrada; Eutardigrada; Parachela; Macrobiotidae. The coding region runs from base 179 to 1834 and encodes 551 amino acids. The transcript is spliced from 14 exons. The record is from RefSeq and is a predicted model, not a curated record. Gene Ontology annotation, molecular function: serine-type endopeptidase activity; protein binding.